This is a messenger RNA of Closterium sp. NIES-65, 880 nucleotides long. Lineage: Eukaryota; Viridiplantae; Streptophyta; Zygnematophyceae; Desmidiales; Closteriaceae. The record is from the annotation of a GenBank genome assembly.
AAACAGCACUCCUAUAUCGCAACCAGCUCGUGAUCUCAAUGAUUGUGGCCUUGUGAACGAGGCAACAGCCGUGUACGAUACUGAAAUAUGGAAUAAUCUUCUUCUGAAGGAGCAGCAAGUUCAGUCUCCAUGGGGGUACAUAGGUUUGUCUCAGAAGCAUCUCUUACCUGAUCACAGACGCAUCAUGGUCAACUGGCUAGUCGAGUUUGCAGAAGAGUUUGAGCUUCAAUGCGAGACGCUUUCCCUUGGGGUGAAUAUUUUGGACCGGGUCCUUGCCGACGGACCUCCAGUUCAAACUGGUGAUCUUCAAUUGCUAGGAACGGCGUGUAUGCUGGUUGCUGUGAAAUUCCAGGAGUCACAGCCACCUAACAUGGUUCAAUGCUGUUGUCAGGCGGCAGAAGGAAGCUUCAGUCAAGAACAGGUGCUGCAGAAAGAGUUCGAUGUUCUGAAGACGAUCAAGUUCGACUGUGCUAUGCCAACCGUCCACACCUUUUUGUGGCAUCAUCUAAAGGCGGCCGAUGCCGAUUCUAAGUUGGAACAGAUGGCCGAUUACAUUGCGUGCUCUUCAUUGUUGGAAUAUGACCUGCUCAAGUAUCACCCAUCUGCAAUCUCAGCAGCGACCGUUCUGCUCGCUGCAUCAGUGCUGAAAGGCACGCCAUGGACUUCCAGUAUCGAGCUGUUUGUGGGGCACACUGCUUCAAGCGUCGGUGACAUCAUCAGAGUUCUCCAGCAGGGUCUUUCUACGCCUCCUAAACCCACCUUAAAUGCACUAAAGACCAAGUUCGAGAGGGAGCAACACCUGGACGUGGCUACUUUACUUCAUAAUAGCAUUGCUAAUAUCUGCCCUAAACGCCCGCCUAAUGGCAGUGGCACUGCCUAG